AUGCAUGUCCUGAGGAAGUUGCACCGCUCGUUCGCGCGGACGCUGAGGCAUCAUGUGCGACGAACCUUAACCUCUCGGCCAAACGCGAGUACGGUCGCGGAGAAGGAUACGGAGAAAACAAUAGUGGUGAGUCGAAUUGACCGGGUAACCACAAUCGGCAUCAACCGGCCGGAGAAGCAGAAUAGUCUGGACAUCACGACCGCGCGGUUAUUGUCGGAAGCGUUGGACGAAUUCGAGAGUAACGAGGAAGCAGCAGUGGCGGUGUUGCACGGGAUAGGUGGCAACUUUUGCGCCGGUUAUGAUCUGCAUGAGAUUGCAAAUUACGACGGCGAGAACGAAGAGAGUUUGCCGCAUUUUGGCCCAUUGGCGUAUAGAAAUGAAUUAUCGAAGAAACCACUGGUGGCAUCUCUGAGCGGAUACACAAUUGGUGCAGGAUUCGAAUUAGCUCUCAUGUGCGACUUGAGAGUCGUAGAAGAUACAGCAAUGAUUGGUUUCUUAAAUAGACGCUUUGGCAUUCCGAUCUUAUCCGGAGGUACCGUGCGCUUGCCUGCUAUGAUUGGAUAUUCUAGAGCUAUGGAGCUCAUAUUGACAGGAAGACUAUUAUCUGCGGAGGAAAUGUUUAAUUGGGGUCUUGCGAAUAAAAUUACUUCAUACGGUACAGCUUUAGGCUCGGCCGUGAAUUUGGCAAAGUCUCUCGUGAAGUUCCCGCCGAAGACUCUGCUCGCGGAUCGCGCGUCAACGCAUUUCGCUACCUUCUCCGCGAAGCAAAUGGACGAAGCGCUACAAUUCGAGAAGGAUAACGCGUCGCACUUGGUGUUCGAGGAGGGUGUUUCAGGUGCCAAAACAUUUGUUGAGGAUGGUAUAGGAAAGCAUGGAAAGACUUACAAUAUUACGCCGUACGACAAGAGUAUCAGGGAAAUUGAUGAGACUUUAUUAUAGACCAAAAUUUUAGAUUAAAUAUACAUAACGCGAUAUAUUUAGUAUAAUAAUUAGAUAUUCGUGUAAUUCGGAAUAGAUAUCACUUUGAUUAUUUUCAUCUUGCAAAAUCAA
Molecule: messenger RNA, 1050 nt
Organism: Harpegnathos saltator (Jerdon's jumping ant)
Lineage: Eukaryota; Metazoa; Arthropoda; Insecta; Hymenoptera; Formicidae
Product: probable enoyl-CoA hydratase
Exons: 4
Coding region: 1-939 (312 amino acids)
Molecular function (GO): catalytic activity
Source: RefSeq, a predicted model, not a curated record